UUUGUACUCUAGACUUUAUGAUCACGUUGUUAGUUUGUAUCAUUGUCACUGUUGUACAAUUAUAAAAUUUGAUCAACAAAGCUAUGAUACUACACACAUAAAACAGAUUUUGAGCGAAUUCAUCGGGAGUUCCAUCUACAGUCUAUUAUCUUAACUAAAAACUUUUAAAUACCCACGCCACAUGUUAUGACAUGUUGUUGUCAUCAGCUGAUACUAGCCAGUGCAUGCAGUGCCAGCCCAUUUUAGAAGUUUGUGGCACAUAAAAACAUCGACGAUUUCGAUCUGAAGGUAGAAAGUUAACAUCUAGCAAAAAAUGUCGACCAAGGCAGUAUCACAACAGCUAAUCACUGAUCAAUUCAGUCAGCAAAAAUCAGGACGCAUUCUUGAGAAGUCAAACAAGGGGAAAGGCAAGCAAAAUGUAGCUGUUCGAAGCCCCGGUGCAAGCCCGAGGAAAUCAGAGAGAACCAUCGAAGUUGAGAGUGCUGAAAAUCUUAUCAGAAAGAAACAUCUUAACACACUCCGGGAAUUUGAUCUGGAUUGGAGAUAUGGACCUUGUACUGGAAUCACUCGUUUAGAGAGAUGGGAAAGAGCCGAAAGCCAUGGUUACAAUCCUUCACCUCAUGUCAAAGAUCUCAUUUUAGAAUAUGAGGAUGAUGAUGAGUUUGUCCAAAACAUCUGGUCUGGAUACCCUCUAUGAAUUGCCGUCACCUACCCAGAUACUAUAACUGGCUGACAUGCAUGUAAAUUAUGUGACUGUGCCAAGGAUUGGAAAAAAAUAUUUUGUGUCGCCAUGUACAUUCCAACAAAAACAAAAAUCAAAUGAACUCCAAUGUGAGCACAACGUUAGGACUCAUCUUACUAACGUAUAAUUCUCAGAUUCAGAUAUGCAUUUGUUGUUCCUUCCUAUCUCUCUGUUUCUCUCUGUCUUUCUCACUUUCUGUCUCUCUUAAGUGAAAUUUGACAUUACAAGUAAUGCAGAUUUUGACAUUUUGCCCAGAAUCAUGUUAUAUGAGAUGGAACUUGAGAGCUAUUUCCAGUUAUAAAUCUGGAUUUUUAAUGGCAUUAUUGAUGUUAUUGUUCAUUCUAAUUCAAAUAACUCUUGGAAGAGUGGCAAAAUAUGAAAAUAAAAAUAGUGAUAUCAUAAGUUUGUAAUGAAUUUGGAUACAAAUUAAAAUUUGGGGGUUUGCUUAAGCUGCAGUUGUUGGGAUCUUCAAAUGGGCAAAUCUCAUCAGAUGUAUAUAUACUAACAUUGUCUAACAUAUUACUUUCUGUUUUUUUCUAAGGAAUUACUUUUUGAAUAUUGAAGAAAAGUAAGACCUAAUCAUGAAUUUUUAGUAAUAACCUCAAUAGACGUGGAUUGCUGCACUUGAAAGAUAAACUUUUAAGAAAUUGGUGCUAUUUUUGGCAGGCCUGUUUUCAACAUAGAUGAGGUGGUCACUAUAAUUAAACCGAUUCACAUAGUUGUGCAUCACUUAAACUGGUAUAUACAUAUUUUCCUAUAUUAAUCUUUCAGUUUACUCUCUUAUUUGUUUUGAUAUGUUUUUAACAUUUCGCUUAACAUUGCCAUAUGAAUGUCGGAUGGUCUUUUAAUUGAACAUAUAAAAGUGUGAUAUAUGUAUUUGUACCUAUGUAUAUGCAUUCGGAGAACAUUUUUAAAGUCAUGCUACACAUUGCCUUUUUCAUUUGCAUGAUUUUAUUGUUGUAUUAUGAAAGUUGAUAUUCAUAGAAAGAUAUAAGAAAUGGUUACAUGUUUGUUGUACAUGUAGCAUUGCGGUUUUUAAUUUUUUUAGUAAUGUGAACAGAUCAAUGCCAACUGUUGGCAGUUCUGUAUUGAAUAACAAGCCACUUGUAAUUCUAAGCUUUUCCUGAAAUACUAGCAAUUUUUCUUGCUUAUCAAAUUACUUGAUGUUUAUUGAUGGUUUUAAAAGAAUUUGAUUGGAUGAAUACUGUGAUGCAGCUACAGCGUACAUCAUCCAGUUUUAUUAACUGGUAAUUCUUAUCUUUAAAGUUUAUGGUCAAGUAUGAAAACCAGAAUAUUACCAGUGCAUUAUAGUUGUCAUAGUAUUUAAGUGGAUUAAGCAGGUAAUGGGGGGGGGGGGAGUGCUGUGUAUUUGAUAUAAGUUAAUAUCUACAAAGUUUCUUUUUGGAAUUACAAAUUCUAUAAAAACCUAGGAUAUUUUUAUGUUUGCAAUGAAAUGGUCAACUAAUUGUUGCCCUUUAGCGUAAUAUCCCUACUUGUACUGCACAAUAUUUCGCUUUUCAAAUGUGGUAUAAAAUUACUGUGAAAUACUUUGUUUUAUUUUCACACCUUUGAAAUGGUAAGGAGAUUUCUGACAACAUACAUGUAUUCUGUUCAAGAGACAAGCAAUACUGCUAUACUUUUAUCUAUAAUGCAUAUGAUGAAAUAUAAGCUAUGGUUCGGUGGCAUGCAUGUAUUCUGUCAAAGAUAUGAUCAAUCAUGGAUUUAAUAAAAAUAAAAAUUCUAUAAUAUUGUUAGUAAUAUUUAGAGAAUAAAGGUGGGGUUUUUAGAUGUUAUAGAACCCUGUUUUUUCUUCACUGUUCUUUUGCUUUAAAUAGGAGUAUCGUAGAUGAAUAUUUCUAAGCUAGCUAUUGUAUUCUUAAUUAUAAGUAUUUUGUCUUGGAAUUUUUAGUGAUUGGUCUCUUAACUACAGAGUACUGAAGCAAUGAUGUCAGUUGCCAUGGUGUCAUGGCGGCCUGGUUCUAAACAAAUGAACUCGGAGUGUGUUUUUCAUAGGAGAAAAUGGCUGCUAUUGGAAUUUCAUCGCUUGCAACCUCAGAAAGAUGGUAAUUUUUGCAAAUACAAAUGUGUAUAGACGAUAGUCAUCUGUGACUCUGUUUAGAACCAGCCGGUUUGUUGUCAUGACAGUCACUCUUCGGUACUCUAUUGCUUGUAAAUAACUUCUUUUAGAAAAUUAAAUUGUUUAUUUGUCUUAGAUAAUAUGCAUUCUUGGGGAUGGGACAUAUUUUGGUCAUAUUUAUGAAACUGCACUGGAGUGGCAAUUCCUGACCUUUUAUUUGAAAUGUAUGUUUACUCCAUUAAUGAAGAGUAUAUAGUAAACAUGAUACAUAUUUUUGUUUGCAUGUAUUCUUAAUAUGUAAGAAAAUAUUUAAUAAAUGCAUUUUUUAAUAUAGAACAGAUUGAUUUUGAUUGUUU
Lytechinus variegatus (green sea urchin) is the source of this 3175-nucleotide messenger RNA. RefSeq names its product DNA polymerase delta subunit 4-like. The transcript is spliced from 4 exons. The coding region runs from base 314 to 697 and encodes 127 amino acids. The record is from RefSeq and is a predicted model, not a curated record. Lineage: Eukaryota; Metazoa; Echinodermata; Echinoidea; Temnopleuroida; Toxopneustidae. Gene Ontology annotation, molecular function: DNA-directed DNA polymerase activity. Gene Ontology annotation, biological process: DNA-templated DNA replication; DNA synthesis involved in DNA repair. Gene Ontology annotation, cellular component: delta DNA polymerase complex.